Molecule: messenger RNA, 834 nt
Organism: Jaculus jaculus (lesser Egyptian jerboa)
Lineage: Eukaryota; Metazoa; Chordata; Mammalia; Rodentia; Dipodidae
Product: basic proline-rich protein-like
Exons: 2
Coding region: 1-834 (277 amino acids)
Source: RefSeq, a predicted model, not a curated record
AUGGCAAAAGGCAACUCCCCUGCCGUGGGCGCGGACUCAACAGCGCCCUCGGACUCGCGGGGUCCGGGCCGAAGCUCCCCCGCUCCAUUCCAUUGUCAGGCGCCCCGACUCCCACGCCGCGGGGCUCGGCCCCCCAUCCUCAGCGCCGGCGCUCCCUCCCCGGGGGGCUGUGGGUGUGUCAAGCAGGCCCACGCCGGGCCGCGGCCCCGGGAGCUCCCCGGGACGCGGGGUCACGCCGGGGAUGGGGCGUGGGUGAGAGCUGCCCGGCCCCCCACCCCACCCCACCCCGAGGCCGGCUCCUCCCCCGCCCGCGCCGCCGACCCCGGCCCCGCGCCGCCGCGGCCCUUCCUCUGCCCCCCGCCCCGAGUGCGCACGCGCGGGCCGCCGCUCCCUGCCGCCCUCCCCGCCGGCCUCCCCUCCCCCCGGCUGCCGGCCCUCACCGUAAUCGUGAGCCACCCUCUUCCCCGGGGUCCGCGGCUCGCCGAACCCACGAAGGAAGUCAGGAGACCGAGAGCCCGACGAUCGGCGCGCCCCGCAGACUCCGCCUCACACGGGCCCCCGGGGAGCGCACAGCCGCCGUCCGUCGGUCUGUCACCGCCGCCGACACGGUUCGUGCGGCAACCCGGCUCGCCCGCCUGCGGUUCCGACGGCCCCACGGGGCGCCCGCCUCGAACUCCCGCCUCCCGCACGGCCGACGAUCUACGCUGCGCACCCCGAGCGCCUUCACACCAUCGCCGCCGCCGCCGCCGCCGCUCUCCCGGCCCUGCCGCCGCCGCCGCCGCCGCCGCCGCUGCCGGACCAAUCCCUCCCCUACUGCGCGAGCACGACACUUGA